Cetraspora pellucida is the source of this 1257-nucleotide messenger RNA. Lineage: Eukaryota; Fungi; Glomeromycota; Glomeromycetes; Diversisporales; Gigasporaceae. The record is from the annotation of a GenBank genome assembly.
AUGGCUACUACGGUUUUAUCAGAUCGUCAGAGGGACGAGCUAGCCAUCCUCGAUUAUCUUUAUGCCACCGGUUAUACAGAAUCGUUCAAUACCCUCAAAUCGGAAGCAAGUCAAAGUGAUUUCAAUCCGGAUCCUAAACAAAAAUAUGCCGGAUUGCUAGAGAAAAAAUGGACGUCGGUCAUUCGAUUACAGAAAAAAAUAAUGGACUUGGAAGGCAAGAUUACACAAAUGCAAGAAGAACUUAAUAACGCUCCUCUUAGAAAGGUUAACAAAUCGGAUGAUUGGGUACCACGAGCUCCUGAAAAAUACUCGUUAACAGGACAUAGAAAUCCAGUUACACGCGUUACAUUUCAUCCAGUAUUUUCCGUAUUAGCGUCUGCAUCGGAAGAUACUACUAUAAAAAUUUGGGAUUAUGAGACUGGAGAAUUUGAACGUACUCUCAAAGGUCAUACUAAAUCAGUUCAAGAUAUAGCUUUUGAUCCGAAAGGCAACUUUUUAGUUUCCUGCUCUGCAGAUUUGACAAUAAAGGUUUGGGAUUUGCAGAACGAUUAUAAAUGUGUUAAGACUUUAUAUGGACAUGAUCAUAGUGUUUCUUCCGUUGCAUUCUUACCUUCUGGUGAUAUUAUUGUAUCUGCUUCUCGUGAUAAGACCAUUAAAUUGUGGGAAAUGUCAUCAGGGUAUUGUACAAAGACUUAUGCUGGUCAUUUGGAAUGGGUACGAAUGGUCUCACCAAGUGAAGAUGGAAAAUGGAUUGCUACUAGUUCAAAUGAUCAGACUGCACGUCUUUGGGAUGUAACAACCGGAGAGUGCAAGAUGGAAUUUAGAGGUCACGAUCACGUUGUAGAGUGUUCGAUUUUUGCUCCUGCUGCUGCAAUUCCCCAUAUACGAGAGAUGAUAGGGCUAGUUGUUGAUCCGAAAGCUAAUUCCAAAGAUCAAAUACUUCCCGGUCAUUAUAUUGUGACAGGAUCGAGGGAUAAGACGAUUAAAGUGUGGGAUUCGACAGGCCAAUGUGUAAAGACAUUGGUCGGUCAUGACAAUUGGGUGCGUGGUUUAGUUUUUCAUCCUAGUGGCAAAUAUCUUCUCAGCGCAUCUGAUGACAAGACCUUGAAGAUAUGGGAUAUGAGAACUGGUCGAUGCACGAAGACUUUGGAAGCGCAUGCUCAUUUUGUUACGUGUAUUGCAUUUAAUAAAACAAAUCCUGUUGUGGCUACAGGGUCUGUGGAUCAGACAGUGAAAAUUUGGGCACCAUUCAGGUGA